CAGCGAUACUAGUGUUUCCUUCUGCGCUAGCCUUUUCUUGCACAGCGUAGCGCUAUUCAGAACUGACUCUUUCCGGUCCAGGCCGCUUACAACACGGCACUGCUUGCUGCUUCCGAUAUACCGAUACCAUGAAUGUUACGUCCAACGUGAUGUCUGCAUAGAAUCCUUUUACGCUUGAGGGCCACAACGAUGCCGCGCGCGGUUGGACCUGUCGAUUCCACAACACCCGGGCGGCCGAGGCUGCGCUCACAAGCCACACGCAAGCCACGACCGAGCUAGCCAGCCCACCACAGAGCAGCACCAGCAGCAGGGCGAGCAGCCGGCGACCAAGCGCGCCCGCCUGCAAUUGUCGCCACCGCAGCACCAGCAGAGACAGCGGCAGCGGCGGAGGCGGCGCUUACUGGAGAUGGCCUCCUCCUCCACCACAACCGCCACCACCACCAGCGCAGUUCUGUCACUGCCGUCGGAGGCUGAUGAGGACGAAGCCGACAGCGGCAGUAGCAGCACCAGUGGCGACGGCGGUGAUGGCAGUGACGGUACCAGUAGCGGUAAUGGCGGCAGCGGCGAUGGCAGGAGCGGGAGCAGGGGUACCCGCAGUGCUGAUGAGGGCGAUGGUGCCACGUCAGGCAGCACCUGUUCAUCGUCGUCAUCCGCACGCCGCCGCCGCCUCCACAACCAUGGCCCUUCGACCGCCGCCGCCGCCGCCGCUGCUGGCCCACCUCCACACCGCUCGCCCGCGGCCCCAAACGCCUCCUGCCACCGCAAACGGCGCGCAACGGAGGGCGCGGCUCCUUCCAAUGCUGCUGCUGCGACGGUGGCCGCGGCCGACGCAGCCGUGGCACACGCAGGGCUAGGCGGUAUGUCUGGGAGCGGCUGUGGUGGCGGCUUAGCGCAGCCGGCAGCAUGGGGGCAGGCGCCGCUGCCGCAGCCGCAGCUGCAGGCGCAGCCUGCAAAGCGCCCCAGGCAGCACGCGUCAUCACGUGCUGCCGCAGCGACCACACCGGCCGCAGCGGCCGCAGCGACUACAGCUGUCGGCGACGGUGGCAACAGCGGAUGUGGGCAGCACGGCAACGGCGGCGGCGGCAGCAACAGCGGCGGCGGCGCGCCCUCGGGGGUGGCUGCUGCCGCGUGCUGCGUGGAGUGCGGGCGGCACAAGCCGGGUGGGAGCACGCACUGGCGGCGCCACAAGCUGACGCCGGGGCUCUACACCUGCCGCAGGUGCUAUGACCACUUCAUGGCGCACAACGGCCGCUACCCAGGGCGCCCGUCGCCACUGCCGCCACCGCCACCACCAUUACCACCGCAGCCAGCAGAACCAGAUGCUGCAGCCGCUGACGCUGCCGCCGCCCCCGCUGCCAAGGGCACGAUGCUGGGUACCGGUGGUGGCGGUGCCGGAGUACGUCAUGAUAUGGACGCAGGCGCAGGAAAGGGUGAGUGUGAGGGUGUGCCUAUUGCUGCUGCUGCUGCUGCCGCGGACCUGGCGUUGGUCUUUCCUGCAGACACGGAUGCUGCAGCCACGGCCCCGCCAUGGCCCAAGGCCGUUGCUGCCGCUGUUGCUACCAGCCCAGCCUCCACAGCAGCAGUGGCCAGUGCACCGCCGGCACCAACGCAGCUGGUGGCGGCAGCGGCGGAGGCCAGGGCUGCAGCAGCAGGUGCUGCGGGCCCGGCAGGUGCGCCACAGGCGGCGGCGGUUGGCAGCGUGUCUGCGGGCGCGUCAUCGCAGCCGCCAACGCCGCAGCUGCAGCUGCUGCAGCUACAGCCGCUGGGCGCCGUCGCAGCAGAGCCGGACUGUGUUGUCGGCGCGGGCGCGGGUGCGGGUGCACCCGCCAACGGCUCCUCCACACAGUCGGCACUGUUACCAGCGGUGCCAAGGCUGGAUCAGCGACCUCCGCCAGCUUCCGCUCCGCCCCUCAUUCGACCUCUUACAAAGCUGCCAACCAGGCAGCUAGCAGAUGCCGCUGCCACCACCGCUGCCGCCGCACCCAUAGCCGCCAACCAGCCCGCAGCUACGACCCUUCCGCCGCGGCCUCGGGGGGCGCAUGGAGUGGCGCCGCCACCGCAGGGGCCGCCGCCUGCAACAGGGCGUCGCGUGCCGCCGCCACCUCCUCACUCGUCGUCGGUGCCGCCGCCGCGCCGGUCGCUCAUGCCACUCAGCGCUGGCGUGUUGCGGCUGGGCCCGGUGACGCCGGCGGCUGGCGGCGGCGCCGCCGCCUCGACAUAUGACGCCGCCAGCGGCGGCGGCGGCGGCACCGCGGCAGCUGGCAGUGCCCACAGCGGCGCGGGUGCGCGUGGCGGCGCUGGUGGCAGCAGUGAGAAGGGCAGUGGUGUUGGAGCCUUCCACGGCCCUCACACGGACCCGCCCCUGCCGCCGCAGCAGCAGCGGCAGCCACCGCUGCCGCACUGGCGGCACCCCGCCACCGCAGCCGCCCGCCGCUCUGAUCUGUUCACCUCCGCACACGCAGCAUCGCCAGCGGCACCGCUGGGCGUCGCAAGAGCCCACGGCUUCCUGCAUCAUCCGCCGCGGCCCGUGUCGCUGCAAGCACGCCGCGCCGGCGCCGGCGUCAGCGCCCGCGCCGGCGCCGGCGGCGGAUGGCGGAUGGCACCGAGGUCAACACUGGCAGCAGCGGCGCCGCCGGCAAUAUCUGGCGGCGGCGCUGGCGGUGGCGGCGGCGGCUACAGCGGCAGUAGCAGGCCGCUACUGACCAGCUGGCACCUGGCGGGGGAGCUGGAGCGGGUGGCGGGGAAGGUGGCGGCGGCCGCACGGGCGCUGGUGGCGGCGGAGGACGCGUCCGGAGGCGCCGUCAAGCUGCUGGCUCCGGCCGGCGGCGCUUACGGCGCAGCAGCCUGCGGCGGCGGCGGCGGCGGCGGCGGCGGCGGCGGCGGCGCGGGGGGCUGUGCUGGCGGCUUUGGUUCGGCGCCGGCGCCGCCGUCUGCUGCCAUGCGAGGUGCCUAUGAGCGCAUCUGCGCCCGCAACCCAUCCUUGCGGGCCCGGCUCCUCGGCGAUGCGAUCUUCCGGUGGCUACAUCCGCAGCUGCGGCCGCGUGUGAGCGUGGCCGUGGCGGCGGCGGCGGCGCGCCGCAGCCUGACGGCGGCGCUGGCGGAGCAGCUGCUUGGGCUGCCGCCGCGGCCGCCGCGCAGCGCUCCGGCUGUCGGCGCCUCCGCCGCCGCCACCGCCACCACCACAAGGGACAGUGACGGCACCACCAGCAAUCGCAGCAGCCGACAGGAGCAGCAGGUCGGGGGUGCAGCGGUGGCGGCGACGGCGGCGGCGGCGCCAUCGAUGCCGCUGCCGCCGCCGCCGCCAUUGCCGCCACCGCCGCCCACCCUGGAAGCUGCGUACCUGCAGUUGGAAGCCGUCGUGUCGGCAGCAGUACAUCUGGGGCUGCUCGUACACGAGUACAACUGCAAGCAGCGCAGCGGGGCGGCGGCGGCGGGCACCGCAGCGGCGGCCAAGGCCGUUACUGCCGCCGCUGCCGCCGCCGCCGCCGCCGUAUCAACAGCAGCAGCUGAUAGUGAUGAUGGUCAGUUGCCGCCGCUGGCGGCGCCGCCGACGCCGCCGGCCGGGUCUGACGCGCCGCCGCAGGGGGUGCGGCGGCGCAUGACGCCGGCGGCGGCGGUGGAGCUGGCGGCGGCCGCAAACCGGGCCUGUGCUGCAGCCGCGGCCACUGGUGCUGCCGCCACGGCUAAUGCCACUGCUACACUCACGGCUGUAGCAACGGCCGGCUCGGGCGGUGUGACGACCGCCGCCGUGGCGACGCCCGCCGCCAUGCCCGCCGCAGCCCUCCCACGGUGGCUGGGAACGGCUCCUGCACACGCGCCCGGCGGCACGCCCGGCGGCAGUACCAACCCUGGCCCGGUAAGUGCCGGCAGUAGCAACUGCUGGUGCAUUCGGUGGCGGCGUGUGGAGCUGCGGAUUUUGGCGCCAGGCUCGCCUGUCCCCGCCCCCAACACGCCGCCUCCACCUGCGGCCGUGCCGCUGCUACAGCCUCCGCCGCAGUCCACGCCAGCUACAGCCAUGCAGGCGAGGGCGCCGGUCACACCGGGCGCGGCGGUGGCGGCGCCGCGGGCGCGCGUGGUGGAGUGGCUACAGCCCGCAGCGGGCGCGGCGAAGCCCGGCGGCAGUAGCAGCCGCAGCGCUGGCGGUGGUGGCAGUAGCACUGGCGGCGGUAGCAGUGGCGGCGGCGUCGCGGUGUGGGUGGUGAGCCCGGGGCUUUGCCUCGUGACGCUGGGGCGCCGCGGCGGGCUAGGACACAAGCCCCAUCAGGGGCAGCAGCUGGGGUGGCAGCAGGGUGGGGUGGCGGGAAGACGGCUGGGCACGGGGCCGGGGCCGGGGCUGGGAGGCAGCGGUGUGGUCGCGGAGCGGGAGCAAUGGGUUUCCCCGGUGCAGGUGGUGGGGCUGCGGUAACCACACACAUACACACGCACACACGAAUGCACACACACGCAUACCGGUACACACAGACGCGCACACACAACCGCGGUAGCGGCGCGGGUGCCUGCAGCACCUGCUGUAACGCUGUAGUCUGUAGGUGAGAAGCAGGCACGCCCUCUGUCUGCUGGCUGAUGCUCUCUCGCUGGUGCCGACCGACCUUUCAAGAGUCUCAGGCAGGCAGCAGGGCAGGCAGGAGGGCAGGCAGGAGGGCAGGCAGGAAGGAGCGCAGGCAGGCAGGAUGGCAGGGCAAGCCCCAUGCCACAUGCAAUGGCGCCUUACACGCACUCCAUACACGGUACCCAUUGUCAUAAGGACUGGAAUGUAUGUGUGCGUUCCACUUGAGGGCAGGCUGGGCAGGCAGGCGGUGUAUGGUACCGGUACCGGUGGGCUGUUGAGAUGCGGCGGACCGCCCAAAGUGUGACACUGCGUGGGGCGUGCGGUAGUGGUAGCGGUGGCACAAAGCAUGCGGCAGUGCGUGAGCGCGGCCGCGGCCGAGGAGCUGUUGUCGAGCAAGGGGAAGGAGGAGCGCCUCAUUGCCGCCGCGGUUUGUGUCUCAUCAGUGGUAGGGCGCACAGGCGGCACCGCUUGCGUGUGGCUGGUGUGAUGCGUGGGUGCCCGCAGGCGUCGCAGGAGUCGGGGGAGUCGGGGGAGCCGCAGGCCUUUCAUGAAAGCGCCGCCGGGGGCCUGGGGGCUGAGGCACCAGGAUCCAGCGCCUUCGACGCCUGUGUGCAUGUGUGUUUAUGCAAAUCUUGACAUGCUGUGGGAGGAAGGCCUGACGGCGCGUAAGUCCCUACUCUAAGGGUAGCCCCAGCUCGACAUCAAGUCCUUUUACGGCGUUCCUGCUACACAUGCCUUUUGACAAGCUGUCCCGCUACAACAUGAGGGGGCGCCUUGCUGCCUGCGCCUUGGGGGAGACGGGUGAACACUGGCAGCAACCCAGCAGGGGAACUGGGGAAGACGACUGCUGGGGCUCGCUGCUGGUCACACGUACGGUAAUCUGUGUGUACAGGUGGAAUUUGGGGGCUUGCGUGGCUGUGUGACGUGCUGACGUAUCAGGACGUAUACGGC
Messenger RNA from Chlamydomonas reinhardtii, 5500 nucleotides. RefSeq lists its product as uncharacterized. Gene Ontology annotation, cellular component: actin filament; cytoplasm. Bases 407 to 4405 code for a protein of 1332 amino acids. The transcript has 7 exons. Gene Ontology annotation, molecular function: actin binding; microtubule binding. Lineage: Eukaryota; Viridiplantae; Chlorophyta; Chlorophyceae; Chlamydomonadales; Chlamydomonadaceae. Gene Ontology annotation, biological process: actin filament polymerization. The record is from RefSeq and is a predicted model, not a curated record.